AUGGAGUUCUCCUGCCAAGGCUGCUCAUCAAACACGCUGGACAACACCAGCGUUUCCCCCGGCAACACUUCCGACCUGGCCUCGCCCAUCAAUCUGUCCUACAUCCUGGGACCCAAACGCUCGCCCUUCUUCCUGCCCGUCACCAGUGUCUACCUCCUCAUCCUGCUGGUGGGCCUGAGCGGCAAUCUGCUCACCUGCGCGGUGGUGGCCAAAAACAAGAAGAUGCACAACCCCACCAACCUCUACCUGGUCAGCCUGGCCGUGUCCGACCUGCUCCUGCUGGCCUUUGGGAUGCCCCUGGAGAUCUAUGACCUGUGGCAGAACUACCCCUUCCCCUUCGGCGAGGGCGGCUGCUACUUCAAGACAUUCCUCUUCGAGACGGUCUGCUUCGCCUCCAUCCUCAACGUGACGGCUCUGAGCGUGGAGCGCUACAUAGCCGUGGUGCACCCGCUCAAGACCCGCUACAUCACCACCAAGCGCCACACCAAGCGGGUCAUCGGCGUGGUGUGGGCCGCCUCCAUGGUGUGCGCCAUACCCAACACCUCACUGCACGGCAUCUUCUACUUGCCGGAACGGCUCCAGGAGUCGGCCAUGUGCACGGUGAUCAAGCCCCUGUGGAUCUACAACAUGCUGAUGCAGAUCACCACCGUCUGUUUCUUCUUCGUGCCCAUGAUGGUGAUCAGCGUGCUCUACCUGGUCAUGGGCCUCCACCUGGGCAGGGACAGGCAUCGGCGGGGCGGCAACUUAGAGAGGAAGUGGAGCGGCAAGUGCCGUAUCAAGAUCAACGAGGAGAGCGGUCGCAGGAUGCAAAUUGUCAAGAUGAUCUCCAUCGUGGUCGCAGUGUUCGGCCUCUGCUGGGCGCCGUUCCACGUGGAGCGUCUGCUGUGGAGUUCCAUCCGCCAGUGGACCGACCUGAUGCACAACAUCUACCAGUACGUGCACAUCCUGUCGGGGGUCCUCUUCUAUCUCAGCUCGGCCGUCAACCCCAUCAUCUACAGCCUGAUCUCCACGCACUUCCGGGAGUGCUUCCGGGAGUGCUUCCGUGAGCUGGUGUGCUCCCGGGCAGAGGACAACGGCUCCGAACGAGGCUCGCCACCGCGCCCUACAAUCUUACUGGAGCUCUCGGUUGCUGGGGCCGAGACGGAGGGGCAGAACUCCAAAUCUCUCGUCCCCUUACCUUCCUUCUCCUCCUGGCUUUGA
Molecule: messenger RNA, 1200 nt
Organism: Entelurus aequoreus (snake pipefish)
Lineage: Eukaryota; Metazoa; Chordata; Actinopteri; Syngnathiformes; Syngnathidae
Gene: nmur3
Product: neuromedin U receptor 3
Exons: 2
Coding region: 1-1200 (399 amino acids)
Biological process (GO): G protein-coupled receptor signaling pathway
Cellular component (GO): plasma membrane
Molecular function (GO): neuromedin U receptor activity
Source: RefSeq, a predicted model, not a curated record